Maniola jurtina (meadow brown) is the source of this 2308-nucleotide messenger RNA. Its product is annotated as beta-1,4-mannosyltransferase egh. The transcript has 3 exons. The record is from RefSeq and is a predicted model, not a curated record. Gene Ontology annotation, cellular component: cytoplasm. Bases 239 to 1615 code for a protein of 458 amino acids. Gene Ontology annotation, molecular function: beta-1,4-mannosyltransferase activity. NCBI's taxonomy places the organism in Eukaryota, Metazoa, Arthropoda, Insecta, Lepidoptera, Nymphalidae.
UGGCAGCACUGGUAUCUAUGGCUGUUCUGAUUCUGAGCUUGAUAUUGUUGAUAAAAUUUGAAACAUUCUAUUGUGUAAAUUAUAUUGCAUUUGAAAUAAUUCAACAAUCAAAUAAUUGUGUUGAUCCUGCUCCUUAUGAUACUUCUAUAGGACUCAGUAUUCAGUGUUUUUAGUGAAACAUAGUUCAAGUUGACUGUGAUAUUUUGUUUCUUUUGAGGAUUGUUUAAAAGCCGAAAGAAUGCUUCGUGGAAAAGUGCAACACCUAUUUCACUGUACAUUUUUUAUAUCAUUUAUAUUUUUAUUUUUGGUAUUUGCGGGCGCCAUCAAUCUAAAUGACAAGGAAAAACCAUAUAUAGAUCCUUGGGAAACCUAUGGCAUCUAUGGAACCCUAACAUUGUACACAUUAAGACUCUUAACAUUACUUACUAUACCUCAAGUCCUCUGUAAUUUUGGUGGGCUAACAUUAUUUAAUGCAUUCCCAGGGAAAAUUAAAUUAAAAGGAUCUCCACUUCUUUCGCCAUUUAUUUGUAUAAGGGUUGUAACUAGAGGGGAUUUCCCUAAGUUAGUAAGGGACAAUGUAACCAAAAAUAUGAAUACAUGUUUAGAUGUAGGCAUGGAAAACUUUAUGAUAGAGGUUGUGACAGAUAAAGCUAUAAACCUACCUAAGCAUAGAAGAGUGAGAGAGGUAGUUGUACCAGCUGAGUACAAAACUAAAACUGGUGCACUGUUCAAGUCAAGAGCACUGCAAUACUGCUUGGAAGAUACAGUUAAUAUCCUGGCAGAUACUGAUUGGAUUGUACACUUGGAUGAAGAAACUCUGUUAACAGAGAACUCAGUUCGUGGUAUAAUAAACUUUGUACUAGAUGGCCAACACCAAUUUGGGCAAGGUCUCAUCACGUAUGCCAAUGAUCACAUUGUUAAUUGGCUUACAACAUUGGCUGAUAGUUUUCGUGUAGCUGAUGAUAUGGGGAAACUCAGAUUUCAGUUUUACAUAUUUCACAAGCCACUUUUCAGUUGGAAAGGGUCUUAUGUGGUUACUCAAGUGUCUGCAGAAAAGAAAGUAUCAUUUGACAAUGGUCUGGAUGGCUCAGUUGCAGAAGACUGUUACUUUGCAAUGAAAGCUUAUGUACAAGGCUAUACAUUCAAUUUUAUUGAAGGAGAAAUGUGGGAAAAAUCCCCAUUUACCCUGUGGGAUUUUAUGCAACAAAGAAAACGGUGGCUUCAAGGUAUUCUUUUGGUUGUACAUUCUAAAGAGAUACCUGUUGUUAAUAAGGUUUUUCUAGCGAUAUCUUGUUACUCAUGGGUUACACUGCCAUUUUCCACCAGCAACAUCUUACUUGCAGCAUUUUGUCCUAUACCUUGCCCGCAUCUUUUAGAUUUAACAUGUGGGUUUAUAGGUGCUGUAAAUAUUUACAUGUAUAUAUUUGGUGUUAUCAAAUCAUUUCCUAUACAUAGAUUUGGCCCUCUCAAGUUCUUUAUGUUUGUUGGGGGUGCAUUAGCGACCAUACCAUUUAAUAUUGUAAUCGAAAAUAUUGCAGUGAUAUGGGGUGUAUUAGGUAAGAAGCACAAAUUUUACAUUGUAAAUAAAGAAGUCAAGACUCCAACAACAGUAUGAUUAUUAUUAUUAGUUUAAAAGCAAAAACACAAAACAGUUAUUAUUUGAAUGUACAUUGCACAAAUUACUUAAUGAUUAUUAAUUUUAUUUGUUGAGUGUUGAUGUAUGUAUGUUUAGUGUAUUAUGAUGUGAUAUCAUUCAUUUUCAUCAGUGAUUGAACAAUUUAAAACAUGAACAAGUGAUCAAUCACCUAUUCUUUGUUACCAAAGACUUAAAGUAAUAUUUUUUAGUUAUGCAUAAUGUCCAUUCUUCAAAUUGUUGUUUAUUUUUUAUUCUUAUGUCUGGGAAAAUGUUGUAUGUGUUUUUUUCCAUAUAAAUUGAGAUAUAUUUGUAUUUUUGGGUGUUUAAUAGUUUGUUAUUGUUGUUUCUUUCUUAAAUUUUGUAUGUAUGGGGGAUUGCUUGUAAAGGAGUUUUAACUUCAGUAAUGUUACAUAGUAGUAAACACCCAAAGGCUAAUUAAUUAUUACUAAUUAGCUGAUUUUAAAAAUAAAUGUGAAAGUAUUAUAAGAUAGCACAAAAUUUAUAUUAUUUACUUAAUUAUGUAAUCAUUUAAUUUUUAAUUAUGUAAUAAUUUCAAUCGAUUGUCAGUUUAAUAACUCAGCACAGGGCCGGCCUAUGGGUGGUGUGAGUGGUGCGACCGCAUAGAGAGGUGGGCAUCGACAUACGGGGAGCGCCGAAACGUAGUCAACAAUG